Molecule: messenger RNA, 5255 nt
Organism: Somion occarium
Lineage: Eukaryota; Fungi; Basidiomycota; Agaricomycetes; Polyporales; Cerrenaceae
Source: the annotation of a GenBank genome assembly
GACGGAUGUGAUUCGGUGGUUACACGCGCCGAGCGCCUACACGUCUUAGGUAAGCCGCUGGCAGAUGCUUCCGUCGUCGAGAGUAGAGUGGCCGACGCCGACAGUCUGUCCCAGCUUGGUCUGUCCCUCCAGCUCCCUCCCUCUUAGCCGGCACACGCGACCAUCCUCGUGCUCACUGUCCCCCUUGUUUCUGCACUCGAGUCGCCGAGCUCCUCUCUCGUCCUAUCACUCAUUGUCUCCAGCGUUCUCUCCUGCUCUCUUCAUUCCGCACUAUGUCGGACGAUCUACGAGCAGCAGGACUUAGAGGGCCACGAAGGAACAAACCUCGCAUACUCCUCGUUAGCAAUCCUACAGAGAGCAGCAGCGAAGAUGAGAGAAGUCCAGCAUCAAUCUCCUUUCCCUACACACAUCAGGCAUCACACUCGAGCACCUCCCAACCAUACGUGCCACCGCAGGCACCGCCUGCCAACACUAGAGUUCCUCCUCCUCCUUUGACUACUGAUCUGUCGGGGCAUAGGACUUUCUAUCCUUCAUCACGAUCAAACCCCUCAAAUCCCGCCCUUUCAUCGCCCUCCAGCACAAGUUCCCAUGCCCGCGAAUCUACUCCACCACCAACUACCCCCGGUCAGAGUCAACCAUCUGUUGAUCUUACAUCUGAAGGCACUUUCAGGUCAGACCAUACCAUUGUGCCCAUCCACGAGAGAUCAGAUUCUCUCCCCAACCAUGCUCGUGCUGCCGCUCAGUACGAUAGACCGAAACCACAAUCGUCUCGCCCGAGCCAUAUCCAUCAUGCCUCUUCUAGGCCUGCUACUGUAUGUAGUGGUACUAUGUGUUAAUCUCUCGUACACUGACAUGAUAUCUCAGUCGCCCACUCUCUCAACGCCGGACUCUUCCACAGCUGGCGGCCAAUUUCGCAGCACUUCUAAUCCCUCAGUCAACAUAUUGGUCACUUCUGACGCUGAUACUAUGAUAAGGGUAGAUAUCACAGGCUUUCGAGAUGCUGCAUUUAUUCGAGAGAAAAUCUUCGCUAGAGUAAGUCGAAACGGACAUGACUUCAUCAUCAUCUUUUUUCUUACUUUAUUUCAGUUGCAAGUUUCUGAUGAAGAUCAACCUCGACACUCUAUAUACCGCACUGAAAUUGGCCAAUUUGCAAUUGGUGAAGCCCUUACUGACGACCAGCUAUUCGAGCUCUGUCGCGAUCAAGGUGACGCGACUGGUACCAUAAAGCUUCUGGUUUCACCUUCGCAUGCAUUUGUUCACGAACCAGCUAUGGAACCAGUAGUGACUUCGCCUAUUGUCAACACUAUUGUUCCACCCGUGCUUCCGCAGCACGGUUUAUAUCCACCGCUUCGACCGAAACGGAAAGCUAACUCCAGACGGGGUAGCUUUUCCUCCGCGGCAAGCGAAAGGCUUCCACCUGAAGUCAACACUGGCUACGAAGCAUCGGUGUCGGAUGACCUUGACCAUGAUCGGGAGCCGCGCAGAUCAACAAUCAGACCGUUACCGCAACAUACGGGGCCACCGCCUCGACCGCGAUCUCCUGUGUAUUCCAGGCGUCCCCAGUCACCCUGCAACACCUUCUCCCCCGAUCGCCCUCAGAUGCACAGCCCUGAGGCUCAGAGUGCUCGUUCUGACAGAACGCAUCGCAACGCACUACCUACCCCGCCGGCUUUGUCCAGUUCUCCGCAAGCUUCACGUUUCCAAGAUCCGUCGCACUCUCCCGGCUGGCAGAAUCGUUCUGUUGCGGACGCAUCUGCAGUACUACCAGAUAAGUCCGAAAUAGUCGAUCAGCAGCAGUGGCGGAUAUUCCAAGAGCGCGAUGUCAACCACAAAGAAAAGGAAGAGCGCGAUCGCACUCGUCGCAGGGAGAUACAGGCCCGUCGGGACGGGGGUUUGCGACGCGCGAAGGCUCAUCACGAACCUGACAGCGAACAUCGACGUCGUGAAGGAUGGACUGUUGUUCCGCGCAAUGUUCCUCCAAGUGACUAUAAGAAAGAGCGCCCGACAACCCCUCAGGAAUCCCGUCAAACUGGGUCUUCUCGCACUCAUACGUCGCCUCAGCCAUACCCGCUCACUAUCCCUCCAAUCCCUCCGCAACCGCGCAUGGAUCCUCCCGCUCCUCCUGUGACUUCACUUGAAGGUCGUUCACGGAACAAACGUCCUACGAAUGUGGUCCCUCCGGGUUGGGCUCGAGGUUAUAACCCUGACGGUCCUGGAAAGCUCGAGAAGACACCUUUGCAGACAAGUCCUCCGCCAUGGAAUCGUAUGUUGGCAAAGAGCAUGAAUGAUCUUCGAGGCGCUUUCAAUAAACAGGGUCCCCAGGUACCACCAAGCUUGCAGCCUGGACGCAGUAGGGCUACUCCGACCCAACUUCCCUUGUCAAGACCGGCGACUGGUGGUAGUACACCAUCAAACAAUGUAUCGACCGUUCAGUUUGCGGCAUCAGAGGUUACCUCACCUUAUAGGGAACCAACAUCGUUUUCUGAGAUCGGUCUUCCUAAAUCAUAUGAAGGUCCUCGAGGCGGUACACAUUCACCAAUCACUACAUACAACAAUGUUCGACAAGCAAAUCCCUCAGCUGCGACUGGUUACUUGGGACUCGCAUCCUCCGGUCAAGAUCCUUUUCCUCGUCCUCGUUCGGCUCUAGGUGUCGAUCCGUCUGGUUCGCCUUACAGGCCUUCUCGACAUCUCCAAUCACCUAGCGGUCCUGACUUCCCCACUGAUUCCGUGGCUCGCUCUCCUCCACUUCCUCCGCCACAUUAUUAUCCUGCGAGCAUAACAUCGGUUCCCUCAGGUUCUCAUCAGGAGGAUAGUGGUUAUUCGAGUCAUAUGCAAACCUCGAGCUUUGGAUCUAGACCUCCUCCCCAUGGCCAGUCUCAUUCUGAAGGUCCGGGCGGAAUUGAGCAUGCACCUCACCACACUCCGCAUCCUGGAAUACGCGCCCUUCCCAUCCCUGCUCCUCCGGCUCCCCGAAGUCCGAUCGCCACAAUGACACCUUCGGCGGACUCUCGAGAUGCUGAACGCAGAACCACUGAGCAGGCCCCAAUUACGCGGACAAUCUCGACCUCUUGGCCUGUACGAGAGGAUGAGUGUUCUGAGAACACCGUGCGACGUGAGGACCACAAUCGUUAUCUGAACGCACUCACAGAACAAGCUGGCUCGAGUACUGCUCUACCUAACAGGAACAGGACGGUAACACCUCCGCAGCACUCAACACAGACUCAGUCCUCCGGUUCUGUUCAGAGCAACACAUCGACUCUGGUACCUACUUCUUCGGCGGCAGGUAGUGGAUCUACUCUAGUCGAUUUUCCCGCGCAGAGCGAUCAAGAUUCUGAUGGUGAUGGUACACUCUGGAUAGUUAAGCCCAAGAUAUCAGGCAACGGUAACCAACCUCCGUGGCAAGAUUCGAUUCCUCCGCCUCCGCCUCUCAAGUCCUCAGAGAAUCAUCGACCAGUCCUUGCUCCUAUCAGCACAGACAAUUCUCCAUCGUCAAAUAAUACUGCUUUGCCUGAACCUUCCUACCGCGAAUAUCCUAGAGGGACGCCUUCUAACUUCCCUGCUCCACCGAACUAUAUACCCGAUCCACCUCGUAUGGCUAGAAAGCAGGCCACGGUACCAGGCACUAGCAAACGACUACAGGAUCAGCGCACAAGUAGGUUCGAUAAUAAUUUCGACUACACUUGGGCACCCCGUCCUCCCGUGGAAGAGGUCGUAGAGCGUCUCCAAGAAUACUUCCCUGAACACGAUGUCGACAAACCGGUCAUUGAAGCUUCUUCCGGUGGUGCUUCGCCUACUUCAGCUGAACAUCCGACACUGAUGCCUCAGCCCGGUAAACGUUUUGGACACAAGAAGUCGAUUCGAUAUGUUGCUGCUGAACACAAGAGGCGUGUCGAUCGAUCAUCUCGUAUGGAGCCCGCCAAUGUCCAAACUUCACUCAGGAAACGUAACACGAAGUUAUGGGGCAGUAGGGUUGAGGAGGUCACUUCGGACCAGGCUAGGGAUGACAUGCCUUCCAUGACCUCCGAAACUUCCCCUGGCGGCGCGAAACCUAUCUUCCGAUGGGUCCGUGGCGAACUGAUUGGAAAGGGUACCUAUGGCAAGGUAUAUCUGGCACUCAAUGCCACAACCGGCGAGAUGAUUGCCGUGAAGCAGGUAGAAAUCCCACGGACCGAUAGCGACAAAAAUGACUCUCGUCAAGUCACCGUCGUUGAAGCGUUGAAACUAGAAAGUGAGACGCUGAAGGAUCUUGACCAUCCCAAUAUCGUGCAAUAUCUUGGUUUCGAGGAAACUCCCACUUUCCUCAGCAUUUUCUUGGAGUACGUGCCUGGUGGCUCAAUCGCUAGUUGUCUACGCAAGCAUGGCAAAUUCGAUGAGGAAGUGACGAAGUCAUUCACCGGUCAAAUCCUGGCGGGUUUGGAAUAUCUCCAUUCUAAAGGCAUCUUGCAUAGAGAUUUGAAAGCGGAUAAUAUCCUUGUCGAGACGUCUGGUAUCUGCAAGAUAUCAGAUUUUGGCAUCUCGAAACGCACUGACGAUAUCAACAUGGCUGGUAUUCACACGUCAAUGCAAGGGACCGUCUUUUGGAUGGCGCCCGAAGUCAUCAAUUCACAGAAGGGAGGUUAUAAUUCAAAAAUCGAUAUCUGGAGUGUAGGAUGUGUCGUCUUCGAGAUGUGGACAGGUCAGCGGCCGUGGAGCGGUCAAGAAGCCAUGGCCGUCUUGCUCCAGCUCUAUCAAACACGACAAGGACCACCUGUCCCACCCAAUGCUCACCUUUCACCUCUUGCGGAUGAUUUUCGACAGAAAUGCUUCGCUAUGGAUCCGGAUGAACGUCCGACCGCUGCUGAGCUACAGAAACAUCCAUACCUAGUGCUCCAGCCGGACUGGACCUUCAAUGGCUUCAAGUAGAUCCGAAAUACACCAGUUAUCCACAAUCUAUUGUUGUACCAUUUACGACCUUCAUCGUUUGUUAUGAACGUUAUGCUCCAUGUCAUUGUGCACUUCUAGUCGAUAUCCGCAUUCUUCCAUAUCCACCAUUGCAUUCUCCUACACCCCUACAUCGCUGUAGCCCUGCUUCACAUUUUAAUCAUGUUUUCGUUUCGUUUCGUGUUCUUUCUUUCUGGAUUCUCCCUUCAUGUCGUAGUUCAGUCGUACCUGCAUAGCUAUGAGAUAUACAUGCUCGAUCACACAUUACUGGUCCAGCAAAUGUGUUUAUUUCGAAUGAGUGUAUGACGUCAGUUUACACGAACACUUCGGCUUCC